Erinaceus europaeus (western European hedgehog) is the source of this 9289-nucleotide messenger RNA. It is a transcript of the gene GREB1L, whose product is annotated as GREB1 like retinoic acid receptor coactivator. The record is from RefSeq and is a predicted model, not a curated record. Gene Ontology annotation, biological process: kidney development; multicellular organism development. The transcript is spliced from 36 exons. The coding region runs from base 403 to 6432 and encodes 2009 amino acids. NCBI's taxonomy places the organism in Eukaryota, Metazoa, Chordata, Mammalia, Eulipotyphla, Erinaceidae.
CGGCGCGGCGCGGCGCGGCGCGGAGCGGAGCGGCCCCAGCGAGCGAGCUAGGGAGCGAGCGCAGCGCUGGGACUCGGACUGGGGCUGGGGAUCGAGCCCCGGCGAGGCGAGGCGAGGCGAGGCGAGGGCCACCUUCUGGUCCUCCGCUUUCGCGCCCCGCCAGCGCCAGGGCCAGGGCCUGCGCCAGGAGGCUGCCUAUGAAGACUACACAAGGGUUCCUGUGCUGACUUAUUCCAGUGACAGAUUCCCAGCAGGAGAUGGAAGGGAGGGAGAGAGUGAGGUGCAAAAAAGCUUUAAACAAGUAAAAUCUAGGCAGCAGACUCCUUGAAGUGUUGACAACCCAACUUAAUCAUGAACAUGAUUCAAAAAUGUUAAUAAAUAAACCAAGGGGUUAUCUAGACCAUGGGGAAUUCAUAUGCUGGGCAACUGAAAUCUGCUCGGUUUGAGGAAGCACUCCACAACUCCAUAGAAGCCUCACUCAGAUGUAGUAGUGUGGUACCACGACCCAUUUUUUCCCAGCUGUACUUGGACCCUGACCAGCAUCCUUUCUCAUCCACAGAUGUAAAGCCCAAAGUAGAAGAUCUGGAUAAAGAUUUCGUACACCGCUACACUCAAAAUGGAAGUCUAGAUUUUUCUAACAAUUUAACAGCUAACGAAAUGGAAGAUGACGAAGAUGAUGAAGAAAUGUCUGAUUCAAAUAGUCCACCAAUUCCCUAUUCACAAAAACCUGCCCCAGAAGGGUCUUGCACUACAGAUGGUUUUUGUCAAGCAGGAAAGGACUUGCGUUUGGUAUCUCUGUGUAUGGAACAAAUCGAUAUCCCUGCAGGAUUCCUUCUGGUGGGGGCUAAGUCUCCCAAUCUUCCUGAACACAUCCUAGUGUGUGCUGUAGAUAAGCGGUUUCUACCAGAUGAUAAUGGGAAAAAUGCACUUUUAGGAUUUUCUGGAAAUUGCAUCGGCUGUGGAGAAAGAGGAUUUCGAUAUUUCACGGAAUUUUCCAACCACAUUAAUUUGAAGCUUACCACCCAACCAAAAAAGCAGAAGCACUUAAAGUACUACCUAAUCAGAAGUUCCCAGGGUGUACUGUCAAAAGGACCCCUUAUCUGCUGGAAAGAAUGUAGAAGUCGACAAUCCUCUGCUACUUGCCACUCUGUUAAAACAAACACUUCAGUGUCAUCAACUGUGACCCCAGAAAAUGGCACAACUAAUGGAUACAAGUCAGGAUUCAUUCAGACGGAUUCACCGAUUCUUGCUCCAACUAAUUCUGCAAUCAAUUUAAGUGGAGCUCAGGACCUGACCUGGAAUAGGAAUGUUGUGAAGCCGCUGGCUUUAUCUUUGCAGAGUGUAGGGAAGACUUUUGCUACAGAUACUGCUAACGGAAACAACAGCCAAGGAGGGAAGAGCAGUGCGUCUAGCUCCACUCCAGUGCGCCCAGGAAAUUUCUCUUUAUCACCGAGACCUAGCUGUGCUUCAGAUCAAGCUACCGUGUUUACUUCUGGACCACCAAAGAAACGACACCGGGGUUGGUAUCCCGGGUCACCUGUCCCCCAGCCUGGCUUAGUUGCUUCUGUUCCUAUAGUUCGACCCCUUACAAGAACUGAGUCUCUUUUAUCUGCCUCAGUUCCACAGACACCAUUAACUGGAAUUUUACAACCUAGGCCCAUUCCUGCAGGGGAAACUGUAAUUGUUCCUGAAAACCUGCUGAGUAACUCAGGAGUUAGGCCAGUAAUUUUGAUAGGCUAUGGCACUUUACCCUAUUUCUAUGGAAAUGUUGGUGACAUUGUUGUGAGUCCUCUACUGGUGAAUUGCUACAAGAUUCCACCGUUGGAAAACAAAGACUUAGAACAAUUAGGGUUGACCGGUAGCCAAGUCCUGAGUGUGGAAAACAUGAUUCUUCUGACCAUACAGUAUCUUGUGAGAUUAGGUCCUGAUCAAAUACCUCUCAGAGAAGAAUUUGAGCAAAUCAUGCUGAAAGCUAUGCAAGAAUUUACCCUGAGAGAGAGAGCCCUGCAGAUGGGCACUCAGUGUGCACCUGUGUCACCAGAACAGCUCCCAUGGCUUGCUAGAUUAGUCGCCAGUGUAUCUCAAGACUUGGUCCAUGUGAUUGUGACUCAAAACUCUUUGGCUGAAGGCAUUUCUGAGACACUGAGAACGCUCAGUGAAAUGAGACACUAUCAGAGGCUACCAGACUAUGUUGUGGCCAUUUGUGCAUCAAAAAUCAGAGGAAAUGAAUUUUGUGUGGUAGUAUUAGGUCAGCAUCAGGCCAGAGCACUGGCAGAAAGCAUGCUCACCACAAGUGAGUUUCUGAAAGAAAUUAGUUAUGAGCUCAUCACAGGAAAGGUCAGUUUCCUGGCAUCGCAUUUCAAAACCACAUCAUUAGGUGAUGAUCUGGACAAGCUGCUAGAAAAAAUGCAACAAAGAAGAGGAGACAGUGUGGUUACCCCUUUCGAUGGUGAACUUAAUGAAUGUGUGUCUCCUCAGGAAGCUGCUGCCAUGAUUCCCACACAAAGCCUGGAUUUAGAUAAUGAAAGCUUCCAAAUUUAUCAACCACAGUUAACAGUGGCCAGAAAACUCUUGUCCCAGGUGUGUGCUAUAGCAGACAGUGGUAGCCAGAGCCUGGAUCUUGGCCACUUCAGCAAAGUGGAUUUCAUCAUCAUUGUUCCAAGAUCAGAGGUUCUGGUCCAGCAAACCCUUCAACGAAUUCGGCAAUCAGGUGUCCUUGUAGACUUGGGUCUGGAGGAAAAUGGGACAGCUUAUCAGAGAGCAGAGAAAUACGUGGUUUGCCUAGACAAUGAGAUUCAAACCAAGUUUGAAGUUUUUAUGAGAAGGGUGAAACAGAACCCGUACACACUCUUUGUGCUGGUUCAUGACAACUCUCAUGUGGAACUAACGAGUGUGAUUUCAGGAUCUUUGUCACAUGGUGAACCUAGUCAUGGACUGGCUGAUAGAGUCAUUAAUUGCAGAGAAGUUCUGGAAGCUUUCAACCUCCUUGUGCUACAGGUCAGCUCCUUCCCAUACACUCUACAGACCCAACAGUCCCGAGUCAGCUCCAACAAUGAGGUUCACUGGGUACAUUUGGAUAGCAUGGAGGAUAUGAACUGUGAAGGGAAGCUCUACUUUGGUCUGAAUGAGUACAGUAAGUCCCUGCAGUGGGGAAUCACAAGUCCACUUCUAAGAUGUGAUGAGACUUUUGAAAAAAUGGUGAACACACUCCUGGAAAGGUACCCCAGGCUGCACAGCAUGGUCGUCCGCUGCCACCUUCUCAUCCAGCAGUACAGCGAGGCUCUGAUGGCUCUUACCACCAUGGCGGCACUCCGAGACCACAGCACACCAGAAACACUCAGCAUCAUGGACGACCUCAUCAGCUCUCCAGGAAAAACCAAAAAUGGGAGGGGACACAUGCUCAUUAUCAGAGUGCCCUCCGUGCAGCUAGCAAUGUUGGCCAAGGAGAGGCUGCAGGAGGUGCGUGACAAGCUGGGUCUGCAGUACCGCUUUGAGAUCAUCCUGGGGAACCCUGCCUCUGAACUCAGUGUUUCGACACAUUUUGUGGCACGAUUAAAGACUUGGAGAGGAAAUGAACCAGAAGAGUGGGUCCCCCGGACAUACCAAGAUUUAGAAGGCCUGCCUUGUAUUGUGAUAUUAACUGGCAAAGAUCCUCUUGGAGAAAGCUUUCCCAGAUCUUUGAAGUACUGUGACCUCCGGUUAAUCGACUCGAGCUAUUUAACCCGUACAGCCUUGGAGCAGGAGGUGGGUCUGGCAUGCUGCUAUGUCUCAAAAGAGGUCAUUCGAGGGCCCACAGUUGCCCUGGACCUUAGCGGAAAGGAGCAGGAGAAAGCUACAGUCAGUGAGAAUGACUCUGAUGAGCUGCUGAUCGACUUGGAGAGACCCCAGAGCAACAGUAGUGCUGUUACUGGGACCUCAGGCUCCAUCAUGGAGAAUGGAGUGAGCUCUUCCAGCAUGGCUGACAAGUCCCAGAAGCAGUCCUUGACCCCCAGCUUCCAAAGCCCAGCAAACAGUGUGGGACUAGAUGAAGGGAUCUCCUCAGGUGUGGCAGGAGCUGGAGAGGCUCUGAAGCAGGAGUGCGAUUCCAUGGGUCCCCAAAUGGCCAGUAGCACCACCUCCAAGCUCUCAAUAUCCUCCUGCACAGGCGCCCAGGCCCUCCCAUGGCCAGACCAGCCUGUCCCCAGCUUCAGAAGCCUACACAGCACCCUGCCCCCAAUAGUCAUCUUGUCCAAAGCGGCCUACCGCCUCCUGGGUGCCCAGCGAGGAGGCAAGCUGCCAGCCUCCUCAGCCCUGCUGCCCCAUGCCGACGUGGCCUGGAUCAGCUCCCUGCGGCCCUUCUUGCACAAGGAUAUGACCAGCAGAGAGCAGUCUCUGUACUACCGCCAGUGGACCUCAGCUCGGCAGCACCAUGCCGACUAUGGCAAUCAGCCCGACCCAGCCUCUGGUGCCCAGACCUGCCACCCCCGGAGACUGCUGCUGACAGGGCCCCCCCAGGUGGGAAAGACUGGCUCCUAUUUACAGUUCCUUAGGAUCCUCUUCCGCAUGCUCAUCCGGCUCCUGGAGGUAGAUGUGUAUGAUGAAGCAGAAAUCAAUGCAGAUCACAGUGAAAGCAGCGAAGUGAACCAAUCAGAGGGAGAGCCCUGGCCAGACAUCGAGAGCUUCAGUAAAAUGCCCUUUGACGUCAGCGUGCAUGACUCCAAGUACAGUUCAAUGAGUCUGGUAUAUACUGAGAAGCUGGCAGGGGUCAAAGCAGAAGCAGUAAAGGAAUCCAAAGUCGAGGAGCCCAGGAAAAGAGAAACUGUGUCCAUGAUGCUGACCACGUAUGCAGCCUACAACACCUUCCACCACUGUGAGCAGUGCCACCAAUACAUGGACUUCACCUCAGCCUCCCAGAUGUCUGAUUCUACCCUUCACGCAUUCACAUUCUCCUCCUCUAUGCUGGGGGAAGAAGUGCAGCUCUAUUUCAUCAUUCCCAAGUCCAAAGAGAGUCACUUUGUCUUCAGCAAGCAGGGGAGACACCUGGAGAGCAUGCGGCUGCCACUGGUUUCCGACAAGCAGAAUUUGAAUGCAGUCAAGAGUCCUAUUUUCACUCCUUCCAGUGGUCGCCAUGAGCACGGACUCCUGAACCUUUUCCAUGCUAUGGAGGGCAUCAGCCACCUUCACCUCUUGGUGGUCAAAGAAUAUGAGAUGCCACUGUAUCGCAAGUACUGGCCCAACCACAUCAUGCUGGUGCUUCCUGGCAUGUUCAAUAACGCAGGCGUGGCCUCUCUUCAUCUUGCAAAAAAACUGAAACAAUUACUGCUAAGGAUAAAUGGCCCACUCACUAUUUCCCCCUAUCUGCCAAACACCAUUCUGUAUUCUGUGUCUGAAAUUGACUGCUUUAGCCUCUCAUGGGCUGCCAGAUUUCUCAUUAAGGAGCUAUCAUAUCACAACCUUGAAUUGGAGAGAAACCGCCUCGAAGAGAUGGGUAUUAAACGUCAGUGCGUCUGGCCUUUCAUCGUUGUGAUGGAUGAUUCAUGUGUCUUGUGGAACAUUCACAGUCUCCAGGAACAGACCAGCCAGUCCGUGGAAGCAGGAGUUUCCAGCAAGAAUGUCUCCUUGAAGAGUGUCUUGCAGCAUAUUGAAGCAACACCAAAAAUCAUUCACUAUGCAAUCCUGGGCAUACAGAAAUGGAGCAGCAAGCUGACUUCUCAGAGUCUAAAGGUCCCUUUCUCUAGGUGCCACGUGCAUGAUUUCAUUCUUCUCAACAUAGACUUGACUCAGAAUGUGCAGUACGAUUUUAACAGGUAUUUCUGUGAAGAUGUUGACUUUAACCUGAGAACAAACAGUAGUGGUCUGCUCAUUUGCCGCUUUAAUAACUUCAGCCUCAUGAAGAAACAUAUUCAGGUUGGAGGGCAAAGGGACUUUAUCAUUAAACCAAAGAUAAUGGUAUCAGAUAUUUUAGCACCUAUCUUGCCCCUUCAUUAUGUCUGCGCUCCGGACAGUGAACACACCCUGCUUGCAGCGCCUGCACAGUUUCUUCUAGAGAAGUUCCUUCAACAUGCCUCAUACAAACUGUUCCCCAAAGCCAUCAACAACUUUAAGAGUCCUGUGCUGGCCAUUGACUGCUACCUUAACAUUGGACCAGAGGUGGCUAUAUGCUGUGUCAGCUCCAGGCCCCACUCCAGCAAUGCCAACUGUGAAGGGGUGUUUUUCAGUGGACUCCUCUUGUACCUCUGUGACUCUUUUGUAGGUGCAGAUCUUCUUAAGAAAUUUAAGUUUCUUAAAGGUGCUACCCUCUGUGUCAUUUGCCAAGAUAGAAGCUCCUUACGUCAAACAAUUGUUCGCUUAGAGCUAGAAGAUGAGUGGCAGUUUCGCCUCCGGGAUGAAUUUCAAACUGCGAACAGCAGUGAUGACAAACCCCUCUACUUUCUCACAGGACGUCAUGUCUGAGCUUUUGAAGAGACAAAAAGUAGUAAUGGGAUGCUUAGACGCAGUGGGGUGGAAACAAUUAUUUUAUUUUAUUAUUUUUUUUCCUUUUAAGUACAAUCACUGUGGAACAAAGUGCAACAUAUUCGUCUAUUCUCCAAAGAACCCUUCUUCCCUAAUUUGCCCAAGGUCUUUGGGGACAUCAUUCUUCAGUUCCGAUUUUAGAACCUCCCUUAAAUCCAGGUUAAGUCCACCAUUCCGGCAGUUAUGCAAGUACUUAAGGCACAGUGAGCUCACGGAAGCCUGAGGAGGAUAUACUUUGGAGAACUAACACAGAGUUUGCAUUGUUUUUUCUACUACAAUAUGUUAGGAGGAAAACUGACUCUCAGAAUUAGCUAGCCUGAAUGUGUUACAUGAGACUCACAUCAUUGGUGUGAAAUUAAUUGAAGAUUAACAAUUGAGGCCUCAACCCUCAGUUUCUCUUCAGAUCUGUACUUUGGUACAGUGUUUCUCAGGGGUCUGAAAUGAUAGAAUGUAGAAGAUAUUUGUAUUUAAAAAGAAGUAGCUUUGUCUUUCUCUGUGCAGUGUUAGUUUAAGAUUUAUAAUCUUAUAUGUAUUGAAACUUUUGGCAAAAUUUCCACAGGAGUUAAAAGUUUACUAUUUAAACUGAACAAAACAAAAACUUUUCUUGUUCUUUAAAAAUGUAUUACGUCUCUUAAGUACACCAUAUUUAUGAGAAUAUGAAACAGUGCACAAACUUGCUAAAGAAACUGAUUCAGUAACUGAUCCAAUGAAGAACCUUGUAGCAGUCAUCCUGUAGCCACUGUUUGGUUAGAAUGAAGCAGUUAGGGGGGUUAGGCGGUAGCGCAGUGGGUUAAGUGCACAUGGCGCAAGGACGGGGUAAGGAUCCGGUUCGAGCCCCCGGCUCCCCACCUGCAGGGGAGUUGCUUCACAGGUGGUGAAGCAGGUCUGCAGGUGUCUAUCUUUCUCUCCCCCUCUCUGUCUCCCCUCCUGUCUCCAUUUCUCUCUGUCCUAUCCAACAACAAUAACAGCAACAAUAAUAACCACAACAAGGAUAAAACAAGGACAACAAAAGGAAAAAAAAAAAAAAACCUCCAGGAGCAGUGGAUUUGUGCUGCAGGCACAGAGCCCCAGCAAUAACCCUGGAGCCAGCAAAAAAAAAAGAAAGAAAGAAAGAAAGAAAGAAAGAAAAGAAAAGAAAAAGAAUGAAGCAGUGCCAGUCCAGUUUAAAUGCCAGGCUGAGGUACUGUGUAUAUUGGAGCUAGCUUGUUGCCUUCCAGAAGUCCAAUCAAAGCUUCCUUUAGAAGAUACACUCAAUAUUAGCUGCAUGAUAUUGACCACACAUAGAUUGCUGAAGUCUCUGUGACUUUUGUCAUAAAAAGAGAACUGAGCUUCACUUUUUACCAGUGAUAUUUUCACAAGGAGUAAAAGAGUCCAUUAAAUCUUUCUGACUUGUGAAAAUAAGCAAGGGAUGUUUCUUAAGAUGAGACGUAAGUCCAUCGAGAUUUCUAUAAAAUGUUCUAGAACUAGUACCUAUUGGAUGUUCACUUUUAAAUCAUUCCAUUUCUCAGGAUCAAAUAAUCUCAGCGUUUGCUGCAUCAGCUCAUGUGUAUCGCAUCUCAUUCCCACUUGAGAAUGGUCAUCUCUACUUGAAUGCACUGCUUGUGGACUCAGACUACUGAAAGAGGUCUGCAAGUACACAUUUACUGCAGAAUAGUGUUAGCUGACCAGCUUUAUUAGCUUGUGACAACAUGAAGUUCACAGCUAGUGAAAAGAUCGAAUGUACUAAUCUGAAAAUGGCUUUUAGCUCUCUUGGUUUUAAUAUAACUACUAAUGAGCUUUAAAUGUAUUUUGAAAUAACCCCUCUAAAGCCCAUUUUGUUUGUUUUGCAAAGAGAAUCUGCCUUAUAAAUACUUUUUAAAUAUUCUUAUACUAAGUACAGAAUUUUUAGCCAAGAGGUACAUGGUGACACAAUUUAAUUUAGGUACGAAUGUGUAUCAGUUACUCCUGUUUUGUUAAAAGGGCCUAACACAGAUGCUACCAAGAAACACAGUUUGUGCAAUAUUCCAAUAAUAGUGACCACACAGAACAAAUAAAAUACUUGAAAUAAUUCUAAAACAGGUUUAUCUUUGCGGAUGGCUUCUCAGGGUUUCUUCUGGCUUUAUGGCUUCAGACAGUUUUUUCACAUAAGUUACUUUAGGUGUAGUUAUUCCAUAUUAGCAAGGGUUAUAAGAUGAAAAAACACACAACACUGACUCUAUGAAAGAGAAUCACCAGAAUAAAGCCAAAAGACCAUCACCAGAGUGAAUGGAGCAUCCAAAUCGACAACCCCUCCCUCCACACUCUUUACAACGCCUCUCUUAACAAGGUUUUGAUCUUUUUAAAAACAUCACCCUAUCAGUAUAAAUCUUUAAGAGAAUGUUAGGUCCUACUCCUCUAAGGUGAAAUUGCACAAGCACAGUACACCAUGACUUGUUAAUACAUACUUUGGUGUGUUUAGCUUUGAGCCUUGCCAUCCCUUAGAAUAUUGUGGUAUGAAUGUGUUCCCUAGGCCUACAUAACAAUUGAUCUAUAAAACUAUUGAUCUUUGCCAUGUAUGACAGUUCAUACAGAUUAAUAUGAAUGUAAACUAAAAUUAGAAUGAGAAUUGUUAGCUUUUUUUUUUUUGCUGUAAUUUAUAGAAUUGCUUUUUGUGAUUUUUAGAAAAUUUUCUUAACAAAAAUUUGGUGAAUUUCACUAGUCAGUCUACCUCACAUUUUGUUUAUGAUUCUAAAUUGUGUUUAUAGUAUUUUCCUGUCCUUUAAUUUGAUGAAUGUAUUAAAACGAUCUCCUACCCUAAGAAAAGGGUUUUUUAAGCUAA